Messenger RNA from Vitis riparia (riverbank grape), 1131 nucleotides. RefSeq names its product E3 ubiquitin-protein ligase RNF185-like. The record is from RefSeq and is a predicted model, not a curated record. Lineage: Eukaryota; Viridiplantae; Streptophyta; Magnoliopsida; Vitales; Vitaceae. Bases 217 to 897 code for a protein of 226 amino acids. Gene Ontology annotation, biological process: ubiquitin-dependent protein catabolic process. Gene Ontology annotation, molecular function: ubiquitin protein ligase activity; ubiquitin-like protein conjugating enzyme binding. Gene Ontology annotation, cellular component: endoplasmic reticulum. The transcript is spliced from 2 exons.
CUGAGAGGCGAAAUAAAUCUUUCGAUCAACGAAACCGGGAAACGUUUCCCUUAAAACUGACAGGAAACGCAAGAGCCUAGAAUCUUCUGGGGAGUGUUAGGCAGGUCCAACAUAAGGAAUCUUGGGUGGGUUUACGAUUGCGAUCGAGUCAUUGAACCAUUUUAUUUUAUCUAUCGGAAGAAAAGGCAUUUGAAUCGAAGUUGAUAGGGGUAGGAAAUGGCAAGUGGGUUUGGGGAAUCAGAAAGCAUGUCACCCGCAAGCGGCGCUUGCGGGGGUAGUGGUAGCAAUGAUGUUGGUGAUUUUGAAUGUAAUAUCUGCUUUGAAUUGGCUCAAGACCCCAUUGUUACUCUUUGUGGUCACCUUUACUGCUGGCCUUGCCUUUAUGAAUGGCUCCAUCAUCACUCACAUUCCCAAGAAUGCCCGGUUUGUAAGGCCCUCGUACAGGAGGAAAAGUUGGUUCCUCUUUAUGGCAGGGGGAAAACACCUAGUGAUCCCAGAUCAAAAUCAAUUCCUAAUGAUAGUAUACCUAGUCGCCCAGCAGGGCAGAGACCUGAAACAGCUCCUCCAGUAGCAAACCCCGUUUCACAUCUUGGGCUUGGAUUGAUGAGAGGGUUUGCACCAGUUCGAACUGCAAGAUUUGGUAAUUUCGCAUUGUCUGCUGCUUUUGGUCAUUUAUCUCCCUCCCUGUUCAAUAUUCACGUUCAUGGAUUUCCUGAUCCUAGAGUAUAUGGGGCAACUCCUGGUUAUCCCUUCUGGUUUUCAAAUGCAAUGCAUGGGGGCCUGGGGCAUAUGCACAGAUUUCCUCACCCAAUAAGUCAAAGACAGCGGACCAACUACUAUCUGAAGAAUCUCCUUUUGUUUAUAGGUGUGUUGGUGAUUCUUGCUUUGAUAUGGUAGGAACCAACACUCCCCUUUGCCAGUCAUCUGUAUCUUUUCAAUGCCUUAGUUUCUUUGUUUUAGCAUCUGCAAUGUACAUGCGUUUUUCAUAAAUGGCUCACAGAAUCUCUCUUUUGAGUUUUACUCAGAAACUUUGUCAUCUCUGUAAUUAUAAUAUAUUGUUAUGGACGAUGAUUAUUUUUAUGCUUCUUGAAGCUUAUAAAAAUAAGAGAUGAUAGUUAAUUUUGAGUACAA